Molecule: messenger RNA, 1124 nt
Organism: Camelina sativa (false flax)
Lineage: Eukaryota; Viridiplantae; Streptophyta; Magnoliopsida; Brassicales; Brassicaceae
Source: RefSeq, a predicted model, not a curated record
AGAAAACGUAGCAGUCGCUGUGCUCUUUUUCUACUCAACUUGUCUUUACCAUGGAAAAGAGGCUCAAGAAAUACUCGACAUCCACCGAUGUUGAACCAGUUCAUCAUCAUGCGCAUAAGGUCACAAAUCCUUUGCAUAAAGCUACUAAUAAGAGAGAGCUGAAUAAUUUGGAAAUCGAAGAAAAACGGAAGAAGCAGAAGAAACACAAUGAGAGAUCUGAGGAGAUGCAGAUGGAGAAAUAUGAGAAGGAAAUAGAAAAAUUGAAGAAAUCUUUGAAAGAGAUGACUGAAACAAUUAAAGAACUACGGCAGAUUAUUCAAACAAGUGCCGUUUUACCUUUACCGUUCAGAAACCGUGAAGAGUGCAAUUACGGAAAUAAAGAUCAUCUGGGGCAAAAUGAUCACACCCUUUUUUGUCAAGGAUUUGAUAUUUCCGUUCCUAGGCAUGAAAUCAAGAGCGCAUUGUGGAAACAUUUCUCUUUAUGUGGAAAGGUCACAAGGGUUUAUGUUCCCAUAGAGUGUGCUACCGGUGUUGCCUUGGGUUUUGCUUUUAUUGAUCUGGCAAAACAUUAUAAAAAGGGGUUAAAACUCAAUGGAAGUUUCUUGGGAGGACGGAAGCUCUGUGUUAUGAUUGGCACAGCUAGAAAGGAAUUAUUUGGCCUUGAUGAGGACUUUGCAGGUUGUAAACGUUGCCCUCGCUAUAAUCCAUACAGAAGAAACUUAACCUACCACCAUGAAAAAUACAGGCAGUGGAUUUCGUCGCUUCCAAUGGUUGGCACUCGCUUUAGCAAAAUUGGUCGUUUUACAGCCAUUAUUGGCAGGCUUCACGGGCACGGCACCGUUUGGAUCAAACUUAGAUGAGACGCGACUGUUGCUGAGAUAGCUGUAAAAGUUGCAUCUUUACACAAUUCUUAUCAUGGUACCAAAAGAAUUGUAGGCGUAGCAACAAGUUUGGUAUUAGAUUAGAUAAUUACAGAAAGAGACGGUGUAUCAAAUUUGGACAUUCGAGUUCAAGCUUAUACCGUCAAUUUUUUGGUUUUGCUGUCAUAUAAAUGAUACUUGGGUAAAGGUAGACAACUAGACAUAGCUUAGUUGCAGAAGACUUGAAAUCCUUGUGUCACAAGA